AUGACAAGCGACGACCCUUUGGAGACCGUUAUCGGCCGUUUUGGAAAAUAUCAAACAUGGAUUUUACUCCUAUUGACUCUUGGUCGACUUCCCUCAGACUUUCAAUUGGUUAACGUGGUCUUCGUGGUACCCAGUGUUCAAUACGUGUGCAUGGACGAAGGCACACAGAAUUUAACGAAUCAUUGUCCCUGCGAUAAUCCGAUGUACGAUACAAGUGCUAUAGUGAAUUCAGUUCCUACGACUUGGAAUCUCAUAUGUAAUAGAAGACACUUGGCGAGUUUAGCACAAUCUUCACUACAAAGAAAUAUUUUACAUGUUUUGAGUAAUUAUUAUAUAUAUUUCAGAUAUGGCCGACGACUAGCCAUUCUACUAGCUCUAAUGUCACAAAUUUUCUUCGUGGGUACAUCAGCGAUAGUACCCCAUCUGUGGAUGUUCAUCGCUUGUCGUUUACUCAUUGGAGCCUCAGUCGGCGGAACGUUAAUUUGUUGCUACGUGAUGCUUGUGGAACUUUCUGGAAAGGCGUUUAGGCCAUAUUUGACUGGCCUUAACGAAAUGUCUUACACAUUGAGUUAUAUAUCAUUACCACUAAUUGCGUAUUUCAUACGGGACUGGAGGUAUUUGCAGCUGACGAUUUCACUGCCAUGGCUAUUUGUAUUGUUUUUCUACAAUUUUAUCCCGGAAUCUCCUCGAUGGUUAAUAACGAUGGGCAAGAAAGAGCAAGCAAUAGAAGUGCUCACUUAUAUAGCUAUAAAGAAUAAUCGACCCACAAACAACAUCAAGCAUAUUGUCGAAAAGGAAUUACUGCAUAACAACAGCGAUAAGCAAAACAACGGGUCGUAUUUGGACUUAUUUAAAACGCCAAAAAUGAGAAUCUACACCCUCAUAAACGCUUUUAUUUGGUUAUGUUGCUCCCAUACCUUCUUUGGCAUCAAUCAGUACAUCGGCCGCCUAGACGGCAAUCUCUACUUCAACGUGUUUCUAUCUGCUAUCGGAUUUGUCCCAGCAUUGUUUCUCGUCAUCGCAGUAUCUUUGUAUGUAAGCCGAAAAAUGGCUAUGGUCGUUUCUUUUGUAGGUACAGGCCUCGUUUUGUUAGUCUUCAUAUUUAUACCAAGCGACAUGAAGUAUACAACGUUAGGCUUCGCUAUAGUCGGGCAAAUUAUAAUAUACAUCGCAUUUAUCCUGAUAUACUUGUAUACUUCCGAAGUGUUCCCGACCGUUUUGAGGAAUUCAGCUAUGGGUUUCGCGUCAAUGUUUGCGAGAAUUGGUGGCUUUAUAGCUCCGUUUGUGGUUAAUUUGGAUUCUGAAUGGGGCUCCAUUUUAGUGUUUAGUGCAGUGUCGCUGUUAGCUGGUGCGCUAUGUCUUCCGUUGAGGGAAACUAAAGACACUGUUCUGUUGAACACUAUUGAAGAGACUGAACAUUACAAUAAGAAGAAAACUCAAGCGCAAUAGUUCUAUAAUUUCAUAUAAAUCAUUACGUAAAGAUAUAAGCUAUGUAUGAACUAGUCAAAUAAAUAAUGUUUUAUUAUGUGUAUAAUUUAAUAGAAGUCACGUGAUGCUAAGAU
Messenger RNA from Zerene cesonia (dogface butterfly), 1562 nucleotides. RefSeq names its product organic cation transporter protein-like. Gene Ontology annotation, cellular component: membrane. Lineage: Eukaryota; Metazoa; Arthropoda; Insecta; Lepidoptera; Pieridae. Gene Ontology annotation, molecular function: transmembrane transporter activity. The record is from RefSeq and is a predicted model, not a curated record. The transcript is spliced from 3 exons. Gene Ontology annotation, biological process: transmembrane transport. Bases 1 to 1449 code for a protein of 482 amino acids.